GAAGGCUAUAACCAUUCAUGAAUUGCAACAUACCACAUAGUGAGAAGUGACAACUGAGAAGUAUCUGUGCAUCUUCUUAGAUGACAGAUGAAGCCCACGUGCUUAGCCCACAAAUUUAAAAUUGCCAGUCAACAUGGAAAAAGACGAAGAAUUAGAAAUAAGCGUUAAAAACUGGGAAAAGGUCACGGAACCGAUCAAACAAGACGGUUUCAGAGAAGGAUUUGAGUCGGGUAGAUUGAAUUCGUUCCAGAGCGGAUUCGAUAUUGGGUAUAGCGCAGGGUUCAAAGCCGGGUUCACACUCGCUUAUUACAAUGCCGCACUCAGGGUUGUAGACGAAGUGCGAGGUAAGAUGGAGAGCGCCUCUCUUGGACUGGAAGGCCGAGUUUUCGAAAAGGCCGAACGUGGUGCCUGCGCUCUCUGCCCCAAAGUGAACCGUCGCCUGACCAAAGCCGACAUGGCAAACGCCGUCCCCUUAGAGGAUUCGACCAUAGACGAUUUAGUAGAAAAGCAAAAGCUGGAAACUCGCAAUGUGAUGACCGAAAAAGAAAAAGAAAUAAAGUGGCUAGACUCAUUCUUGCCAAGCUCGUGAUAUAUAUAUUUUUAUUUUAAACGAAAUAAAAUAAAUUGUUUAACUUACCCGUA
Messenger RNA from Cimex lectularius (bed bug), 642 nucleotides. RefSeq lists its product as uncharacterized. The record is from RefSeq and is a predicted model, not a curated record. Lineage: Eukaryota; Metazoa; Arthropoda; Insecta; Hemiptera; Cimicidae. The coding region runs from base 134 to 589 and encodes 151 amino acids. The transcript has 3 exons.